Messenger RNA from Aureobasidium uvarum, 183 nucleotides. The record is from the annotation of a GenBank genome assembly. Lineage: Eukaryota; Fungi; Ascomycota; Dothideomycetes; Dothideales; Saccotheciaceae.
AUGCUCAGUGUAUUCCAGACUCGCUUUCAGCGUCUAGAGACAGCACUGAACACGCUGGUCGAAUCCGUUGCAGCUUACAAUCCCUCUAUAUCGGCGGCAGACGCACUCGUCGCCGCAGACGAGGACUUGGACGAGAGCUUGGAACAGCGUGCGCUCCACCACUCUCUAUCGUCACUGAUCUAA